Messenger RNA from Vigna umbellata (rice bean), 2037 nucleotides. NCBI's taxonomy places the organism in Eukaryota, Viridiplantae, Streptophyta, Magnoliopsida, Fabales, Fabaceae. The record is from RefSeq and is a predicted model, not a curated record.
CAUCGUCUCAAAGCCUUACACUGCACUAUCUUUAAUUCUCUUCUAUACCACUUCAAGAAAACAUGUGAAUAAAGUUCUUAAACCCACCGAAGAGAAGAAAACGAGCGCUAAUACGUCCGCUGUGUCUCUAUUUUCAGCGGACGGCCCCACCCAUCGAAGAAGAACUCUUUAAUUUUAAUUUUGCAGAGAGAGGUUCUCCCCUAGAAAAAGAACCGCUGUGUGGUGCUCAGUAGAUUUUCUUCUCCUCACACAGUUACUUCAAGCUUUGGGCGUCCAGAAAUGGUUAGAACUAGAGGUGGAUCAUCUUCUCGCGGUGAUGCUUCAUCUUCUCGUGGUGAGCCUUCAUCUUCAUCUCACGAUAAAAGGAGACGACCAAAACGUGUGGAUGUUAUUCAUGAGGAUGGGUCUGAGGAGCAUAACGAAAUUAUACAGCAGAGAUAUGGUGAGGACGACUAUGUUGAGCAGAAGGAUGUUGAACCGCAGGAGGAUGACUAUAGUGAGGAAGAAGAAGAAGAUGAAGAUGAUGGAUUUCUAGGAGGUCCACGUGACACCUCCUUGCUCACACAUUAUACCCAGCAUGUUGCAUUUGCCAUGUGGCAAGGCCGGGAUCGAGGGAAGAUCAAAGUGAUUUCCCAUGGUAAAAAAUUAAGACAUUUUGGAAUGUACCAUGAGGCUAUUGAGCGUUAUAUCUCCAUAUCGGGUUUGGCUUCCUUAGUCAACCUAUCGUACGAGUAUGUCGAUCAUGGAUUGAUCGUUUCCCUUGCGAAGAGGUGGCACCCAGAGACAAAUACUUUCCACCUCCGUGUAGGAGAGAUGAGUGUCACAUUAGAUGACGUUCACAAUCUGCUUCACCUACCUAUCAUGGGGCAAUUUUGUGACGUGGAGGAGUUAGAGUAUGAUGAGGCUCGAUCUCAUCUUAUGGACUUGCUUGGUGUCGAUCGUGCCAAAGCUUCAGCCGAGAUGAAACAGUCACGCGGUCCAAAAGUUAGGCUGAGCUGGCUCCGCGAGGUCUACCAAGAGUGCAUUGAGCAGGAGCUUUGGGAGUGCGCUGCUCGGGCCUACUUGUUGCAUCUACUUGGAUGCACAAUUUUUACGAAUAAGAGUGGGACAUUUAUUAGAGUCUCGUACCUCCUUCUGUUGCGAGACUUGAAUGCUUGUGCGACAUAUGCCUGGGGAGCAUCUGCACUGGCAUAUACUUAUGAGCAGCUAGGAGAUGCUAGCUUCACUGGUGUCAAGCAGAUAGCUGGAUAUUCCACUCUUCUACAGAGUUGGAUAUAUGAGCACCUUCCUGACAUGGGAAGGAGGCGAGUAUCGGAUAGGUACACAGAUCUCGAUCCACGUGCUUCACGAUAUAUACCUCCAAGGCAAGGUUGGAGUUUGAUGGAGGGGCGGACAUAUCUGGAUUGGCUCACUUACGAUGAUGUCAUUUGGCAUCCAUACAUUUCGCACAGACGUACUUGUCCAUUCAUGAACAUAUGUAUGUUUUCAGGAUGGAUCCGACUAUGCGACAUGAUUCACCGACAUUUGCCUGAACGUGUGUUGCGUCAGUUCGGUUUUCAGCAGAUCAUACCACGUUCGCCUGAGAGCCUUCUGAUGCCAAACAUUCCUACGAUUGAUCUAAAUUGGCUGAGGUAUGUUGAGCAUGCCAUUACUGGUGUCACUGAAGCUGAUGAGCCCUCUGCGUGUGUUGAUGAAUACCUAAUGUGGUUUAGACGGGUGUCCCACACGUACAUCACUCCAGCUGACGACGAUGACCGUCCCAAUCUUGCCCCGCGCAUGAGGCGACACCUACCAGAUGACAUCCUGAUGCCCUUAGUUCUUCGUAGACGAUCGCCUGAAUCUGGAUUGUUGGGUGGUAUGAGGCGUGUGAUCAGGAUGUUGCAGAGCAUGUUAACCUAUCGAGACGUCACAAAGGGCACUGUAGCUUAUCAGCGUACUAUUGAGGCACUUCAGGUUGCUCGUAGAUCCGUUGAGGAGUAUGAGGCUAGUACUAGUAGAGGUGCUCGUCAUGUUCGUGGAAGAGCAUCAUUUUCUUGA